Molecule: messenger RNA, 405 nt
Organism: Dromiciops gliroides (monito del monte)
Lineage: Eukaryota; Metazoa; Chordata; Mammalia; Microbiotheria; Microbiotheriidae
Product: polyubiquitin-H-like
Exons: 2
Coding region: 1-405 (134 amino acids)
Biological process (GO): protein ubiquitination; modification-dependent protein catabolic process
Cellular component (GO): nucleus; cytoplasm
Molecular function (GO): protein tag activity; ubiquitin protein ligase binding
Source: RefSeq, a predicted model, not a curated record
AUGCUUAAUAGCAAAAGCUCUUCUUGUCUCCACAAGAUCCAAGAUAAAGAGGGCAUCCUUCCUGACCAGCAGAGGCUUAUCUUUGCAGGCAAGCAGCUAGAAGAUGGCCAUACCCUGUCUGCCUACAAAAUCCAGAAAGAAUCCAUCCUCAAUCUGGUUCUGCAUAUUAGAAGUGGUAUAUGGAUCUUUGUGAAGACCCUGAAGGCACGAAGUGAGUGCGGAGUCCUGAGUACGGGGUUCCGAUAUCCCGUGAGGGACUCGGCCGGAAAACGGACGAAGCGAGAGCUGUGUGUGCAUGAGACGUGCCCUAGGCACGAAGCGAGUGCGGAGUCCCGAGUACACGGUUCCGAUAUCCCGCGAGGGACUCGGCUGGAAAACGGACGAAGCGAAAGGUUGUGUAUCUGA